GCCGCCCCGACUCGCGGCUCUCCCUUCCUCCGCUAGCGCCGCCCGGACUGGGCGCGCGGAGGCCGGCGUCGGAGGCUCACGCCCUGUGGCUUCUCCCUUCCAGGACGGCCCCGCGGGAGCCGCAGCCGGAGCGGCCACUCGGAGUGUGCCCGGCCCGGAGUCGCCGCGUGGAGGGCCGGCUCCGCCGUGGGCUGCCGCCAGCUGGCCGGGACCCGCCGCCUUUGUGUGUGAAGCCCCUGGAAAUGGAGCAGGGCGAAGGCAGCUGAGGCGCGCGUCCGAGGGAAGACCUCCCGCACAGAGCCCCAGCGACGCCCGAGCGUGUUCCUGGCGAGGAGCGGUGCGCGGCGGCGGCGGCGCCCACCCCGAUGUGUUCUCCGCAGGGCCGGCCCCCUGUGUGCAGCCUGGGAUGAGAUGAUGGCCACGCGUCGGACGGGCCCGCCUGCCGGAGACGCUGAGCAGCUCGAGGCCCCAGCCCGCGAGGUAUCAAAAAAUAAAGAUGGAAAAGAACAAAGUAAAACUGUAUCACCGUCCGAAGAUGAAACUUUCUCCUGGCCAGGUCCCAAAACAGUUACGUUGAAAAGGACAUCUCAAGGCUUUGGCUUUACACUAAGGCAUUUUAUUGUUUAUCCUCCAGAGUCUGCAAUUCAGUUUUCAUAUAAGGAUGAAGAAAAUGGAAACAGAGGAGGAAAACAGAGAAACCGCUUGGAGCCAAUGGACACCAUAUUUGUUAAACAAGUUAAAGAAGGAGGACCUGCCUUUGAAGCCGGACUGUGCACAGGUGAUCGGAUCAUUAAAGUCAACGGAGAAAGUGUCAUUGGAAAGACCUAUUCCCAAGUAAUUGCUCUAAUCCAGAACAGUGGUACAACAUUGGAACUUAGUGUGAUGCCAAAAGAUGAAGACAUUCUCCAAGUGCUACAGUUUACCAAGGAUGUCACAGCACUGGCAUAUUCUCAAGAUGCCUAUCUGAAAGGCAACGAAGCCUACAGUGGCAAUGCCCAGAAUAUACCUGAGCCUCCACCAAUUUGCUAUCCCUGGCUGCCACCUGCCCCUUCAGCCAUGGCACAACCAGCUGAAGUAUCUCCUCCAGACUCAUCCUUGAAUAAACAACAAACCACUACACCGGUCCUGACACAGCCUGGCAGGGCCUACAGAAUGGAAAUACAAGUGCCUCCAUCACCAACAGAUGUUGCAAAAUCAAACACAGCAGUGUGUGUUUGCAAUGAAAAUCUAAGAACUGUCAUUUUGCCUUCUGAGAAGGCUGUAGACUUGUUACCCAAUAGAAACAACCAUGCAGGUCCUUCACAUAGAACUGAAGAGGUGAGGUAUGGUAUAAGUGAGCAGACCUCUUUAAAAGCAGUGUCAAGAACCAUAUCACCAUCGUCAGUUUCUACUGCCCAUGUAGUUCAUCAGACUGCAGGCUCCAGGUCAUUAGAACCUUCUGGAAUUCUGCUGAAGUCUGCAAAUUACAGUGGACAUUCGGAAGGGAUCCCAAGCAGUAGAUCGCAAGCUGUGGAUUCUCCUUCUGUAUCUGUUAAUCACUGUUCCCCCAGUUCCCAUCAGCACAUAGACUGGAAAAACUAUAAAACUUACAAGGAGUAUAUUGAUAACAGGCGCCUGCAUAUGGGCUGUCGGACAAUUCAAGAAAGGUUGCACAGUUUAAGAGCGGCCUCUGAGAGCCCACCGGACUACAGCCGGGUGGGGCCUGGCCGCACAGCCCUGCAGGCACGCCGCCGAAGCACCUCUCAGGACAGGGCACCCCCGGCCGCCCAGCUCCGACCGCGCAGUGUGUCCCAGGAGAGGCUGGAGGACCCGGUGCUGAUGAAGUACUGUCCGAGAAGUGCAUCUCAAGGAGCGCUGACGUCCCCAUCCAUUAGUUUUAGUAAUCACAGAACUCGCUCGUGGGAUUACAUCGAGGGACAGGGUGAAACCUUAGAAAACAUUAGUUCUGAAAAUCAAAUACCUGAUUCCAAUGGAGAGCGAAAACAGACAUACAAGUGGAGUGGGUUUACUGAGCAGGAUGACAGACGAGGUAUCUAUGAAAGAUCCAGGCAGCAAGAAGUUCGUAAGUCUUUUCGAGGUUCGAAUUUGACCGUGGCCCCAAGUGUGGUCAAUUCUGAUAACUGGCGGAUCGGUGGUAGAGGAGUGGGAUCUGUGUCACAGUUUAAAAAACUUCCACUGGAUUUUAAAACUCUGCCUUCCAACAGAGGUUUUCAGACUGCUGGUGGCAUGUCGCUGCCUCGGGGCAUUUCACAGGACAGGUCGCCUCUUGUGAAAGUCCGGAGUAAUUCUCUGAAAGCGCCUUCUGCACAUGUGGCAAAACCAUCAUUUAGCCAGAAUUCACUGGUUUCUGUCAAAGACCAAAGACCGGUAAAUCAUUUGCAUCAAAACAGCGUUUUGACCCAGCAGACGUGGUUCAGGACUGAGAGUGCUCCAGGUCCCCAGGGGGAGCCAGGGAAGGCGCCCUCUGUCCCUGGAGCUUCUGCCAGGCCUGGCCCUCAGCUGGGCGAGUGCAUGGGCACUUCAGAUUUGGAAUUAGCUGCCAGUCACAGGAAUCAGGAUCUAAAUUUACAGGAGACUGACGUCCAGCCGUCACAUGCUUUAGACGGCAAAGAAACUGUCGUCCUACGAGAAAAGCCUCCGUCCGGCCGCCAGAUGCCACAGCCUUUGAGGCACCAGUCGUACAUCUUGGCAGUGAACGACCUGGAGUCCGGAUCCGACACCACCUGCUGGUUGCCGAAUGACGCCCGCAGGGAGGUGCACAUGAAGAGGAUGGAGGAGAGGAAGGCCUCCACUGCCAGUCCGCCCGGCGACUCCCUGGCUUCCAUCCCGUUUAUAGAUGAGCCGACGAGCCCUAGCAUUGACCACGAUAUCGCACACAUCCCUGCGUCUGCUGUGAUCUCAGCCUCAGCCUCUCACGUGCCCUCGGCAGUGACAGUCCCUCCCAGCCUCACCACUUCAGCUCCUUUAAUUCGGCGCCAGCUCUCGCAUGACCAAGAAUCUGUGGGACCUCCCAGCCUGGACGGCCAGCCCAGCUCAAAGACAGAAAGGUCCAAAUCCUAUGACGAAGGUCUGGAUGAUUAUAGAGAAGACACAAAAUUAUCCUUUAAGCACGUAUCUAGCCUGAAAGGAAUCAAGAUCGUUGACAGCCAGAAGUCAUCAGAAGACUCCGGGUCCAGGAAGGGCUCUUCCCCGGAGGUUUUCAGUGAUGCAGCCAAGGAAGGGUGGCUCCAGCUCCGACCCCUUGUCACCGAUAAGGGGAAGCGAGUUGGUGGAAGUAUUCGGCCCUGGAAGCAGAUGUAUGUUGUACUCCGAGGCCAUUCGCUCUACUUGUACAAAGACAAGAGAGAGCAGAGCACUCCGUCUGAGGAAGAGCAGCCCAUCAGCGUCAACGCCUGCCUGAUCGACAUCUCCUACAGCGAGACCAAGAGGAAGAACGUGUUCCGACUCACCACAUCUGACUGUGAGUGCCUGUUUCAGGCCGAAGACCGAGAGGACAUGUUAGCCUGGAUCAAGACCAUCCAGGAGAGCAGCACCCUAAACGAGGAGGAUACUGGAGUUACUAACAGGGAUCUAAUUAGCCGAAGAAUAAAAGAAUAUAACAGUUUGAUGAGCAGCAAAGCAGAACAGUUGCCAAAAACACCUCGCCAGAGCCUCAGCAUCAGGCAGACUUUGCUUGGCGGUAAAUCAGAGACAAGGACUCAGAGUCCACACUCCCCAAAGGAAGAGUCAGAAAGGAAGCUUCUCAGUAAAGAAUCAAAAGAUGAUACCAGUCCCCCAAAAGACAAAGGCACAUGGAGAAAAGGCAUUCCAAGUAUCGUGAGAAAGACAUUUGAAAAAAAGCCUGCUGCUACGGGGACAUUCGGCGUCAGACUCGAUGACUGCCCUCCAGCUCACUCUAACCGGUAUAUUCCAUUAAUAGUUGACAUAUGUUGCAAAUUAGUUGAAGAACGAGGUCUUGAAUAUACAGGUAUUUACAGAGUUCCUGGAAAUAAUGCAGCGAUUUCAAGUAUGCAAGAAGAACUCAACAAGGGAAUGGCUGAUAUUGAUAUACAAGAUGAUAAAUGGCGAGAUUUGAACGUGAUAAGCAGUUUACUGAAAUCCUUCUUCAGAAAACUUCCUGAGCCUCUCUUCACAAAUGAUAAGUAUGCUGAUUUUAUUGAAGCCAAUCGUAAAGAGGAUCCUCUCGAUCGACUGAGAACAUUAAAGAGACUGAUUCACGAUUUGCCUGAGCAUCAUUAUGAAACACUCAAGUUCCUCUCGGCUCAUCUGAAGACGGUGGCAGAAAAUUCAGAAAAAAAUAAGAUGGAGCCAAGAAACCUGGCCAUCGUGUUUGGCCCAACUCUGGUUCGGACAUCAGAGGACAACAUGACGCACAUGGUCACCCACAUGCCGGACCAGUACAAGAUAGUGGAGACGCUCAUACAGCACCAUGACUGGUUUUUCACAGAAGAAGGUGCUGAAGAGCCUCUUACGACAGUGCAGGAGGAAAACACAGUAGACUCCCAGCCAGUGCCCAACAUAGAUCACUUACUCACCAACAUUGGAAGGACAGGCGUGUCCCCCGGAGAUGUAUCAGAUUCAGCUACUAGUGACUCAACAAAAUCUAAGGGCUCUUGGGGAUCCGGAAAGGAUCAGUAUAGCAGGGAACUGCUUGUAUCCUCCAUCUUCGCAGCUGCUAGUCGCAAGAGGAAAAAGCCAAAAGAGAAAGCACAGCCUAGCAGCUCGGAAGAUGAAUUGGAUAGUGUAUUUUUUAAGAAGGAAAACGUGGAACAGUGUCACAGUGAUACUAGAGAAGAGUCCAAAAAAGAAAGUGAGACCUCGGGCAGAAAACAGAGGAUCCUCGUUGCCAAAGAAAGUAGUGCUAAGAAAGACAGCAGCGCCUCAAAAGAGGAGAAGGCGGUGUUGCGGAGAGAGAGCACCCCGUCCGAGGAGCGGUCCCCCCCGCACAGCGCGGAGCCCAGCCGGUCACCCGCCCCGGACUGCCGCUUCGCCGCGCUGAAGGAAAGCCCCGGAGGCCUGCUGACCCCGAGGUCCUCCCACUUGGACGAGACGGGGUCUGACUCGGGCACGCUGCUCAGCGCCUCUUCCCGGGCUGCUCUGGCCAGGUUUCCCGCGAGGAGACCCACCAGUCCAGAGAGCGGACACAGCGAGUUUCUGGCCCGUGUCGGCACCGUCACCUCCGAUUAUCCCACCACGGCGUCCACCGCGUACCUGGCCAGCCUGGACUCCAGCAGGCUGAGCCCCGAGGUGCGGUCUGUGGCCGAAAGCAAGGGCGACGAGGCCGACGACGAGGGGAGCGAGCUGGUGAGCGAGGGGCGGCCCGUGGAGACGGACAGCGAGAGCGAGUUCCCCGUGUUCCCCACGGCGCUGGCUUGCGAGCGGCCUUUCCGGGGGAGAGCAGCGGAGGCCAGCAGGCCGGGCCGCAGGAACUCGGAAGACAGCGAGGCGAGCUGCACCGAGGGGAGCUUGACGCCCAGCCUGGACAGCCGCAGGCAGCUCUUCAGCUCACACAGACUGAUUGACUGUGACACCCUGUCCAGGAAGAAGUCCGCUCGGCUCAAGUCCGACAGCGGCAGUCUGGGCGGUGCCAAGAACGAGAACGAAACCCCUUCGAUAACGAAAGUGUUCGAGGUCAUGAAGAAGGGAAAAUCGACCGGGAGUCUGCUGCCGCCCACCAGAAAUGACUCGGAAAAGCAGGAGCCCACCUGGAAAGCAAAAAUAGCAGAUCGGUUAAAACUGAGGCCCAGAGCGCUGGCUGACGAUGUGUUUGGAGUGGGGAAUCAAAAAACAAACCCCGAGAGCGCUAAAAGGAAAAGCAUCAAGCGCAGGCACACGCUGGGCGGGCAGCGGGACGCCUCUGAGCUCAGUGUGCUGGCCUUCUGGAGGGCGCAGGAGCAGAGCGGGGAGAGAGACUCCGAACUGUCGGCCAUGAACCGGCUGCAGCCCCGGUGCGCGGCGCAGGGCCUGUCCAUCUCCGACUGGCUGGCCCGCGAGCGCCUGCGCACCAGCGCCUCGGACCUCAGCCGCGGGCCGGCCGCGGAGCCCCCGCUGGAGCUCCCCAGCGCAGUGGAGACGCAGCGCCACGCCGCCGGCAGUUCCUCCCGUGCCUCGGCUUCCGCCGCUUGGCGCCUUCUUUCCACACCGCCACAGUCACCCGACCAAGGCCACGGGGAAGGCUUCCGGAGCGCGAGCCCCAGGCCCAGUUGCGCCACCGAUGCCCCUCCUCACGAACCGUCCCAAGCCCCUGGCGGUCAGGCCUAGCCUCGUCCCUGUCGCUAACCUGGGCGCGUCCACCUGACAGACACAGAGCCACUGUUACACGCUCCGGUAACGCUGUAAAUAUUGCCUUGUACCAGAAUUGUUAUUAUGCAGCCUUCAUUCGGGCUCGUUUCAUCAUCUUGCACUGUGAAAUAGCUUUGCAGUGCAUUACUCCAGCCAGAAGAACACGUACAUGUAUUUAAGAGUAUAUGGGAUAGCUGUAUACAAAUGAGCAAGGCCUCUGUUGCAACGUACUGCCUAGUAUACCCCCAACUCACUGAAGGAAAGCGCCGGCAUUAGGGUGCAGCAAAUCUGUUCUCGGUUUCAUCACUAACAAAAGUGCCUCGUGAAAGUACGUUUGAUUUUUAGGGUGCCAUAUUGUUCAAAUUAGAUAACUCACAUUGAAUGAAUGAAUGCAUUUUAUCGGUAACACAUUUCAUUACAUUGACCAGUUUUAACACAGGUGGAUACAGAACUUCCAUUCUUUAGUCAUUCCAAGUGGAUCUGAGUUUUAUAUUCAAAGUUUUAAAACAGUUUUUGAGUUUUGUGUGACUUGAAUUUUUAAUCUUUCUGUAAAAUACGUAACUUAAAUGAACAUAUUAUAUGUGUAUCUUUUCUUCAGAUACCAGAUUUGAUAUAAAUGCUGUAACAUAGGUGUGUAGAUAGUGGACCCUGGAUGGAACUGGCUUCUUUAUGAGAAGAAUAUAAUUCUGCAUGAGGACUUAAUGAAUCCAAACCUGUGUCAUGCCUGUGUGCACACCCAAUUAAACACUGGAAAUAAAAAUUGUUUUGGUGACCUUUG
Heterocephalus glaber (naked mole-rat) is the source of this 7060-nucleotide messenger RNA. RefSeq names its product Rho GTPase activating protein 21 (gene Arhgap21). Gene Ontology annotation, biological process: signal transduction; Golgi localization. Gene Ontology annotation, molecular function: protein binding. Lineage: Eukaryota; Metazoa; Chordata; Mammalia; Rodentia; Bathyergidae. The record is from RefSeq and is a predicted model, not a curated record.